Peronospora farinosa is the source of this 777-nucleotide messenger RNA. NCBI's taxonomy places the organism in Eukaryota, Oomycota, Peronosporomycetes, Peronosporales, Peronosporaceae. The record is from the annotation of a GenBank genome assembly.
AUGAAAGUCCAAAGUAUCAUUGACAUGUUUGAAAACAUGACUACUUCGACAAGUGUAAACUUGACAAACCCCUCGGUCAAGCCUUUGGAACGUGGCAAUGUUCAUGGGCUAGUGACGUAUUACGACGGACUGGCAAAAGCUGAGGAAGUUGUAGUGAGUAACUCGACUGUUUGUCGAGUCCGGAACGAGUCUGUCGUGAGUCAGUGUGAGCUACAACUAAAGGAGGUGAAACAGGAGCAGAAGAAGGAAGAAAAGCAGCAGGAAAAUAGCCAGCAGAGUAUUCACGAGUCAAGGAAAGCAUUAGCAGUCACGAGACCUCCUUCCUCGAUCGUUUUGAACCUUGUGAGCAAGAUUCCGCAGCCAAAAUCACGUGAGUUUCAUCUGGCUGCUUGCUCAAAGAGGAAGAAUGUGUCCAAAGACGCCUCAAGCUCUCGCACGUGUUCUGAUGCAAUGCUGCAAUCAUUCUCUGUCGCUCCACCGACCCCUGUUUCUGUCCGAGCACGUGCUCCUGUUGCAAGCUACGCUGCUUUUGUAGCUAGGAUUGAACACUCACAGUCUCGCCUCUUUGAUUUUGAAAAGGAUGAACGAUGGUUGGAAAAGAUGGAGACGAUGAAAGGCCGAGUGGAGACACUCAAGAGGAGGAAUCACAUUGCAUUAGCAAAAGAAGUGGCUAGUAUUCCACGAAAACGAAGGAGUUUGAGUGAAUGCAGUGGUGAAUCAACAGCUUCCACUGCAUCAAUGUCAUCGAUGGAUAUGCUUGAGGUAAUGUAUCAGUAA